Molecule: messenger RNA, 768 nt
Organism: Prorocentrum cordatum
Lineage: Eukaryota; Dinophyceae; Prorocentrales; Prorocentraceae
Source: the annotation of a GenBank genome assembly
AUGUCAGGGCUUCUCUUCCCUCCUACCUUCCUUGUUCCUCCAUUCCUGCCGGCUGCAGCGAUGGCCGCGGCACAGUCGUGGGCGCGCCACUUCGGCGCUUGCAUCGGCUGCGGCCACGGCGCGGGGGCCGUCGACGGGUGUGAGGCGGAGGAGGCGCUGUGCGCUGCUGGCGGCGGCGGCUACACGACUGCGUUUCCCGCGGCGGGCGCCGCCGCCGCCGCCCGCGCAGGUGCCUCCCGCGGCCUCGUCGCCGCGGGCGUGGGUGCGUCGGCCUCGCCUUCCGCGCCGGCUCGGGAGGCCGCCGCGCCCGAGGCCCGGCGUGGGCGCUCCAAGGACGGCUCGGAUCUGGAGGGCAGCGUGGUCAGCGUGAGCACAAACGCUGGCGCCGACGUCGAGGAAGCGUCCGUGGGAUCCCGCAGCUGCUCUUCGUCCUCGCGAGCGCCCACGAGGGCGAGCUGGUGGCAGCUGGCCGACGUUGGGAGCAUCCCUGGCUUCGAGGGUGUCGAGGAGGUCUCCCGCCUGCUUGAGGCGAGAGUGGAGCGGGGGCGACGAGGUCUUGUUCAGCACGGCCAGUGCGAGGAGGUGUACAGGGCCAUCGCGGGGGCGCCCAAGAGGGGGUCGAGGACCAGAGCAGGCGCAGCGGACAGCGAGGACUGCACAGGGCCUACGUGGUCUGCUGGUUGCACUUCGGCGACGUCUCGCUGGUGUUCGCGUCCGAGGCCACGGACCUCGCCCGGCUGGAGGCCUCCAUCGCUGAGGACGCGCUGA